Etheostoma cragini (Arkansas darter) is the source of this 3530-nucleotide messenger RNA. It is a transcript of the gene tmem87b, whose product is annotated as transmembrane protein 87B. Gene Ontology annotation, biological process: retrograde transport, endosome to Golgi. The transcript is spliced from 19 exons. NCBI's taxonomy places the organism in Eukaryota, Metazoa, Chordata, Actinopteri, Perciformes, Percidae. Bases 96 to 1796 code for a protein of 566 amino acids. Gene Ontology annotation, cellular component: Golgi apparatus; membrane. The record is from RefSeq and is a predicted model, not a curated record.
GGUAACGUAAAUAUCACAGUCGAGAGCCUCAUACUCCUCUGGUGGGCAGUUCACGACGCUCUUCCUGCCGGGAUAGUGUUCACUCCCACAGCGACAUGGCUGCUACUGUCAUGAUGAGGACGUGGAGCUGCCCGACCACAGGAGUUUUCUACCCAUGGGCAGUCUUUUGUGUGGUUUUACUCAGUACCAUAAAUGCGGUUGUUGCAGCACCAGAGACAGGGGUUUGGAAACGUACCAUGGUAAACACCUCAAGCCCACUACAGUUAAGAAAAUCAAUGUAUAAAGACACCAACAUUGAAUUGAAAGUUGUGCCUUUUGGCUGUCCUGAGGAGGUGAACUUUUCUAUUCACUGGUAUUUAAAAUACUACCCCUGUCACAAUGACUAUAACAAUAUUGAAGAAAUGUAUGAAAGAACACCUCUUAAUCGUGGGGAGGGUCUGGAUCCAAAUCCCCUCGGACAAGGAGAGUACAUCGAACAUAAAUACAGUCCCAUAACAUGUAACAGUAAACUGCACUCCUUUCCAAUGCUCAAAAAAGCCAAGGCGGAGCCGCGUCCAGUCAGUCCACCUGUUCAGGGUGAAGUGCCUGACUUUUAUAAUCAGGAUGAAAAUGACACCAAAUGGAUUACCGAGGAGUAUGACAGCAGCACCCCGGACGUCAUAGCCACCACCUGGAAGGACGGUCCUUACCUGCUAGUUGUAAAGAUUGAGUCUAGUAAACCAGAUGCCAACUGGAAUUUAACAGUUAAUGUGGUGAUGAAAGGCAGCCAUGGUUACAUAUCUAUAACAGAAUGGCCUCUCAUGAUUUUCUACAUGGUGAUGUGCAUAGUGUACAUCCUGUACGCCCUGCUGUGGUUUAUCUGGGCAGCAUGCUACUGGAAGGAUCUGCUGAGGAUCCAGUUCUGGAUUGCAGGGGUCAUAUUUCUCGGUAUGGUGGAGAAGGCUGUCUUCUGUGCCGAAUAUGAAAACACGAACGCUGUCGGCUCUGCUUCUCCAGGCUUGCUGAUCUUUGCCGAGCUGGUCUCUGCCCUCAAGAGGACUUUGGCUCGAUUGCUCGUCAUCAUUGUCAGCCUUGGUUAUGGAAUUUUGAAGCCUCGACUGGGCCAAGUAAUGCACCGAGUUGUGGGGCUCGGCAUCCUAUACUUUGCCUUUGCCAGCAUUGAAGGUGUCCUGAGGAUUACUGGGGCAAAAGACUCUGACUUGACCCUGCUGGCCAACAUUCCCCUGGCACUGCUUGACUCCUCUCUAUGCUGGUGGAUCUUUGUAAGCCUGGCACAAACCAUCAAGACUCUAAAGCUGAGAAGAAACCCCGUCAAGUUGUCUCUCUACAGGCACUUCACAAACACACUAAUAUUUGCCGUCAUUGCUUCCAUCAUUUUCAUGGGUUGGACAGCAAAAAAAUUCCGGCUAGCAGAAUGCCAGUCUGAUUGGAUUGAGCUUUGGGUGGAAGAUGCUUUCUGGAGGUUCUUGUUCUCCGCCAUUCUGUUUGUCAUAAUGUUUUUAUGGAGACCGUCUGCAAACAACCAGAGGUAUGCUUUCACACCUCUCAUCGAUGACUCUGAUGAUGAGGAGAUUGAGGAGUUCGCCUCUACGAACAUUGCAGAUGGCAUAAAGUUGAGAGUGUCUAAACACGAAACAAAUGGCACAGUGAAGUCUGCCGAAAUAAACCCAGAGGAAGACUUGAAGUGGGUGGAGGAUAACAUUCCUAGCUCUCUUGCUGAUGUAGCUCUACCGGUCCUGCUCGACUCAGAUGAGGAAAUCUUGACAACCAGAUAUGAGAUGUCAAAGCUGGAGUGAGGCAAAACAUUUCCACACAUGGAGGGAGAACACAGCUGACUUUGCUGCAGGCUUUUCUCCAGGAUAUCCAGUCGGGAGUGCCAUUUAGUUUUUCAGAGGAUCUUCCCAUACGGCUUCAACUUCGCAGAGGGAUGCAGGCCACACUUUAGGAGAAGCUCUGCUCAUUUUCUUAACUUCGCAAGAGCAAAGGACUCUACCAGAGGAAAACGGUCUUUUCACUAACCAACUGUGACUAUUUCCCUGAUUAUGAUCAGUUUUGAUCCUUUCUUUCCAAAGAGAAUGUUUCCUUUAAGUGCUAUAUUUAUGUUCAUGUGACUUUUAUUUGAUCAAAGAAAUAAGAACAGUGGGCCUCACGCAUAAACACACUCUCAAAUGUCUUUUUACAGAUAUCAAGAUGUUAGUGAUUGGUUGUGAUUCUUAUUUAGGCCCUUUUUUAUCUCAGUAAUUAACACCAAGAAUGAUUUAUUAAAGUUUAUUUUCAAGCUCAAAAAGAGACAGAGAAUUUUACUUCCAUGUGUUAAUUAAAUUAUUUCCAACAGGAUCUUUCAUUAUAUAAAUACAUAAUGUUUACACAUUCAUUUCAUACAUAAAGUUCAGUAAACAUGUUUUGCAUGUGACUAAGGCCCACUUCUUUUUUUUCUUCUGUUUGCCAACAUUAAAGUCUGAGAGGAGAAAUAAAAUCAUACUUUGAAUAGGACAUUUGCUCUUAUGCACAAGAUCAAAGCUGUGCCUACAUGUAGUUCCUGUAUGAGGCCUAAACUGUUCACGUACUUUACAGUAAUGGGUAUGAAAGUGUCUUUCAUGAGUCUGGCAUCUUCUGUAUUGGUGUGUGAGGGGGGUGAAGCACAAACGAGUGGUUUGUACAAUUUGAAUUUAAAUGUGUUGAGUUGAGGGUUUGCAGUCAUGGUUUGAAUCUGCUGUACUGUGUGUGUGUGUGUGUGUGGAAGUGUGGGCAGGUUUCGUCUUCUGACAACGAGCAAUAUUUGUUAAUCUGAAGUUAAAUCAUUUCAUUAUUUAUUUGUGUUUUAAGUGUACUUAUAAGUUAAAGAGUGUGUUUACAAUGUGUGCUUCAAUUCUUUUUAUUACAUUGAAGUCCAACUAAUUUUGCAAUGUUUCAGGCAAACAGCAAACUUUGCAUUUCUUUUUCAUUGUUUGCUUUCUUUGCAGAUAUAAAAAAUAUUGUGGUGUUUUUUACAGGCACCUUAAUAACAUUAAGGUUUCGUUAAAUAAGUCUUAAUAUUUUUUCUUUUUUUCUGAAAUUGGCUACCCUGGUGUUUUUAUCAUUGUAGUUGUGGAGUUAGAAUGCUGUCAUCAUCUUUAUGUGUGUUGUCUUGAGUAAGUGUUACAGCAGGACUUGUCUGUACUCUAGGCCAUUCCAUAUUCUGACUCAGAUAAGUUAUGUGGUUUGCAAAAGCAAAAGCUGAUCCGUAGGGUUUAUAAUGUCACUCUUCCUUUUUUUUUUAUUGGUUGGAAACCUUGAAUAAUUGUGCUUAUAAUGGCAAGCUAUCCUGUUAUAUAAAACUGUGGACACCUGCAGACCUUGAUUAUUUGUACAGAUGGAUUUUGGCUGAUUCCUGUUAUUCCAUAAUUCCACAGGUGGAGAGGUGUCUGGAUAAUAUGACUUGUCUUUUUAUGUUUUUUGUCAUGAAGAACUUUGCUUGAACUUUUCAUACCAGCAAAUUUCUUCCUUCCUUCUCAGGAAGUGUAUACACCCAGAUUAAAUAAUAAUCAAAC